Molecule: messenger RNA, 1431 nt
Organism: Exophiala mesophila
Lineage: Eukaryota; Fungi; Ascomycota; Eurotiomycetes; Chaetothyriales; Herpotrichiellaceae
Exons: 2
Coding region: 46-660 (204 amino acids)
Biological process (GO): mitochondrial respiratory chain complex IV assembly
Cellular component (GO): mitochondrion; mitochondrial inner membrane
Source: RefSeq, a predicted model, not a curated record
CCAGCCUCGACGUACUCUCCAUCGCAGUCUCGUCAUCCUUGCAGAAUGGCCGAUGAUACAAGGGAUACCAAGGCGCCUCCCGCGACGGCCGAUCCCAGCUCACCGCCGGCCCCAGAUGCUGAAGAACCUCGCCGCCCUCGCAGACCGAAGCCCAAGUACGAUUUUCCCCAGACUCAAGUCGGCAAGCUCUGGGAUGCAUUUGGCAAUCCAGACGAACCGAUCAAUACCGUUCCCGGCGGUACAUACAAUAGUGCCGGUGGAAAACCGAAGGAAGUGACAUGGAGAGAUGCAUUUAACUUUUCAUAUGGCCCUGGUGGCCCUGCGUGGUACCAGACACAAUGCUCGCGAGAUUCGUUGUUGGUGGGAAUAGGAGCUGGAGGUGCUGUCGGCGGAAGCAGAUUCAUUUUAAAAGGAAUUUCUACCAUUGGAAGGUCAGCGAAUUACGCUGUUGCGACAUUCGUCCUUACAUCAGGGGUGAUGUAUUACUGGUGCGACCAGAAGCGGAGAGAAGAAAGUCGAGGGAUGGCCAUUGCAGUCGCUGGCAUGAAGCUGUUGCACGAAAAGAAGGCCAGAGAGAAAGCCGAAGCUGCGGCGGCCCAGGAAGCCGCGAGAAAGGCUGAAGAAGAGGCCAGAAGACGUUCGUGGUAUAAGUUUUGGUAAAAGAAGCCGUGAAGCAUGGAAUCACACUGUUCCACUCCUUGGCGACUAGCGCUGGUUGUUCAAACCCAGCGGAACCUCUGCCACACCUUGACCGAAGGUCGUGCUGCUGUUACGGACGUUGGCGCAAAUCUCCCUUGGCGAGUUCCGGGAAACGGACAUACUGUACAGGUAGAAGAGAGGGUUCAAUCCUGCCGUCAUUUCAGCCGUGCUCGAAAUGGACGCGGGCAUUCUUUCGCGGCGAUAAUUCGAUGGCGUUUAUGUCGUCACUCUCAUUAUAGGGACGUUUUCUCCUCUCACUUCUCUGUUGUCUUGCUUCGCGGGCCUCACGGUUCUUAAGCUCAGCGAGCUGUUGCUUGCGUUUCUGUGACCUCGACCAGGCCAUUGCUGGGGUAGGGCGGAAGCCGAUUCCGUUAAUGCCAUAGCCAUCGUCAUUGGGAUCAUCUGGAUUGUGACCAGUGAUUUCCGAGUCAGUCCAGAAAAUAUCUGACAGGCUGGUGUCCAUAGGAGGAGACUUAUGCCUGGUCGGCUUUUGUUCGGAAAAAGAGGAUGCCAACGGAGAGGUUGACGUUGCUGAUCUUGACGGACGCUCUGGCGCUGGAUCAUUUGCGACAGUCGUUGGUUCUUCUUCGGUUUUGGCUGCAGAUAGAGCCGACAGCUCAGGGUGAUCAGACGGGGUCAAUUGGGAGAAUGACGCUUCAUCGACGUUCUUAAGACCAGAGCCUCCAUCAAUAGCCAACUCCCCAAACUUCCUGCUGACUUUCGUGCGAGGGC